GGGCUCCCCUCGGUGUCUCGGGGGGCAGCCCCUCGGCGCGUUUGCAUGGCGCUGGGUGCUGCAAGAGGAGCGUGCCCGGGGAUGGCCCUUCGUGGCUUGUCGCCCCGCUGUGCAGCACAGCGCCCGUCGCCAAAACAGGUAGAGUUGCCACCUGAAGCUACAUCUGUAGGGGGCUAAGGGACGCGUGGUGUGUCGUCAUCUGGUUCAUCUGUACAUCUACACUCAUCUGACAAGAUGGUGUUUCUGAAACCACCCGAUGGUGGCUGGGGCUGGGUGAUUGUUGUCGUUUCCUUCUUUACUCAGUUCUUAUGUUAUGGAUCACCACUGGCUGUUGGAGUCUUGUAUUUAGAAUGGCUGGAUGCUUUUGGAGAAGGGAAAGGGAAGACUGCUUGGGUUGGAUCACUAGCAAAUGGAAUCGGAUUGCUUGCCAGUCCUGUCUGCAGCAUAUGCGUAUCAUCUUUUGGAGCAAGACCAGUAGCAAUCUUCAGUGGCUUUAUGGUGGCUGGUGGCCUUAUGAUGAGUAGUUUUGCACCUAACAUAUACUUCCUGUAUCUUUCAUACGGGAUUGUUGUUGGGCUUGGAUGUGGCCUUUUGUAUACUGCAACGGUUACCAUCACUUGCCAGUAUUUUGACAAACGCAGAGGCCUUGCACUUGGUCUGAUUUCAACAGGCUCAAGUGUUGGACUUUUUAUAUAUGCGGCAUUGCAAAGAGAGCUUAUUGACCUGUAUGGACUGGAUGGUUGUUUGCUAAUAGUUGGUGCACUGUCUCUAAAUAUAUUAGCAUGUGGCAGCCUAAUGAGACCAUUGGAGUCAUCAGAUUCCCCUUCACCAGAAAAAUCAUGUGUAGAUGAAGUCCCAGACCAAUGUUUUGUUUACCAUGAAAAAGAAAAGACUGUUGAAGAAAACAUAAGCAUCCUUGAAAAGGGCUGUAUUGCUGAGAAAUGCGUUAACAAUGUGCCUGAUUUCAAACAAGAUAACAUUAUAAAUAAGAAUGUAUUAAGCUCAAUAAAUGUAAAUGAGAAAGACACUUAUAAAAAGAAAGUCGUGGAACAGACAAACUUCUGCAAGCAACUUGCCAAAAGAAAGUGGCAGCUCUAUUUGAACUACUGGGAGGAAACCAUUGUUCUUUUUAAGAACAAAGUAUUUUCAGCUCUCUUUGUUGCCAUCUUGCUCUUUGAUAUUGGUGGAUUUCCUCCUUCCCUCCUCAUGGAAGAUGUAGCAAGAAGUGCAAACAUUGAUGAAGAAGACUAUCAUAUGCCCCUUAUUUCCAUUAUAGGCAUUAUGACUGCAGUUGGCAAACUUAUUUUAGGAAUACUGGCAGAUUUUAAGUGGAUUAACACUUUAUAUCUAUAUGUAAUCACCUUACUAAUGACAGGAGUGGCCUUGUUUGCAAUUCCAUUUGCCAAAAGUUACCUUACACUAGCAAUGCUUUCUGGGAUUUUGGGUUUUCUGACUGGGAACUGGUCAAUUUUUCCAUAUGUAACAACGAAGACUGUGGGAAUUGAGAAACUGACUCAUGCAUAUGGGAUAUUGAUGUUCUUUGCUGGACUUGGGAAUAGCCUCGGACCACCAAUUGUAGGUUGGUUUUAUGAUUGGACACAAGAGUAUGACACUGCAUUCUACUUCAGUGGCUUUUGUGUUUUACUGGGAGGAUUUCUUCUGCUGUUGGCAGCACUACCCUGCUGGAAUGCCUGUACCACGCAGAGCUCAAAGCUGCCUCCAAAUACUUACUCCUACAAAGUUGCAUCUAGUGCUUAGGUGACAACUGGAAAACACUUCAUGCUUUUUUUAUAUUAUAGAGCAAAGUAUUUUAGUAAUUUUCCACUUAUUUAUGAAGUCCAAAAAUCCUCAUCCACUAGAAAAAUUCCAUUGCUGUUGGUGUUCCUUUUUUUCUUCCGUUUUUUCUUUUUUUAAGAACAGUCUUAUUAUGUCUACUAUGCACUGUGUUUUCAGCCUUUGUCUACUGUAAUUUCCUUUCGCCUGUAAUGGGUAUAUUCUGCUGUAUUAUCAGCUGUACUGUUUUUUAUAAGGGUUGGGUGGUGUGGAGGGGUGAAGACUUUGAAGCAAAAAUGAAGGCCUGUUUCUUGUCCAAGAAGGUUCGCAUUUCUGUCACCUUUUAUAGGUCUCCAAGUUGCACAAUCAGACUUUACAAAACAUUAAUUUGCCUUAUGAGAAUGUAAUGCUGUGGCAAGGUGCUUAUAACAACGUGUUUAGAUUAACUUUUUGGACUUUUUAAUGUUUCUCCAAUUUUACGAUGAAGUGCCAAUUGGAGAGGGGAAGAAGAGGGAGAACAAAACCAACCUUGUGUUGUGUAGCUGAACUUCAUGAUGGAAGUAAAGAUUCUUACUACCACUGCAACUAAGAACUGUUUAUAAAUAUUGCACAUUUUGUGAAGUCUGUUUAUAACACUGUUGAACCAAAAUCUUUUAAACCAAGGAAUAAAUAUGAUUGUUGAAACCA
Messenger RNA from Anas platyrhynchos (mallard), 2460 nucleotides. RefSeq names its product solute carrier family 16 member 9 (gene SLC16A9). Gene Ontology annotation, biological process: monocarboxylic acid transport; transmembrane transport. Lineage: Eukaryota; Metazoa; Chordata; Aves; Anseriformes; Anatidae. Gene Ontology annotation, molecular function: monocarboxylic acid transmembrane transporter activity. The record is from RefSeq and is a predicted model, not a curated record.